Molecule: messenger RNA, 639 nt
Organism: Rhipicephalus sanguineus (brown dog tick)
Lineage: Eukaryota; Metazoa; Arthropoda; Arachnida; Ixodida; Ixodidae
Exons: 4
Coding region: 1-639 (212 amino acids)
Source: RefSeq, a predicted model, not a curated record
AUGUCACACGUGUCCCUCAACAGCGAGGGAUCGGUGGAGUACCGACCACCCAUCCCGGGCAACAGCUCGCCCACCGCCAAGAGCGGCGAGGCAACGCCCGAGGCCGAGCAACGUCGACGCGAUCAGUGCAUAAGUCUUGCGCCGGACUUCGCCCGGAGCAGCCUGCAGUUGGCACUGGAGUUGCACGAGGUCAUUCGGGAGUCAGCGGGCUCGCGCAACGCGCUCUUGUCCCCAUUCAUGCUGUCGAGCGCCCUGAUGGCGCUGUACAACGGCUCACGGGGCCACACAGCGGAGCAGAUCGCGAGAGCCGCCCACCUGCGAUACGACGAACCCCGUGUGGUGUCCUCCUGCCUGUCCGUCUGGCACUCGCUUCUCUUCCCCACGUGGCCUGACAGCAACCGGCGCAACUUCGAGAUACGCCACGACUGCUGCCUCGUCCACGACAAGGGGCUACGGAUCUCCGACGGAUACAAGAAGUGGCUGUCCCGCUGGUGCCGUGUCGAGGCCGAGGAUUUCGCCAACGAUCCGACGGACGGCGUGGUUUUUCCCACACGCAUGACGGCCUGGAUCGGGGCACUCACCUCGUUCUCCUGCAAGACGCCAGAGGACGCCUCCUUCUGGACCGAGUGCUCUCUUUAG